AUGGUCAAGAUUCUACUUAGCUGCGAUGCCGACGAUUUUGAUAUCGCCCUUAGCCUCCAAGCCCUCAUUCAAGAAGAGCUUGGAUACAAAGUUAUGCUUGAUGUUGACGACUGGAAAUAUGAACAAGAAAAUGAAAACCAAAGCUUAGCUUUCGCAGAUGACUUCGACAACAAGCUCGAAGGCGCAGCGGUUCUACUAGUUUUCGAAUUCGGUGAAUCGAGCGUCUCUGCAUGGGUCAUGCUUGAAGAAACCGAUGAGAGAAACACUCGCAAGGCGAAUCCAAGGAAGAGCUUCUUCCCAGAAUCCGUCAAUUUUGAACCCUCUUUCACACGAGGACUUCGCAUCUUUGAGCAAAUUUUGAAGAGUGACUUCGGUCUCGUCAUAAGACCACGCUGCGACUACAUCAAAUCCUUAAAACAGUAA
Molecule: messenger RNA, 423 nt
Organism: Cylindrotheca closterium
Lineage: Eukaryota; Bacillariophyta; Bacillariophyceae; Bacillariales; Bacillariaceae
Source: the annotation of a GenBank genome assembly